UGAAUUCCACAAGAUGACCAAUGACCAAGGAUUUCUCUCAUGUGCUACCACCCUCUCUCUCUCUCCUCUCUCUCUCCACUUUUUAGAGGUCCAUUUCUGGGUUUCAGCAACAACUCCCUUACCUCCCUCCACCUACAACUUCUGUUUCUGGGUUUUUUUCUUGAUUAGAAUACUCCACCUGCUCCAUCUCCAACACAUUUUUCCCAUCCUUUUUCCUGGGUUUUCUCAAAAUUUGUUUUCCCAAUAAACCCUUUUGUAAUUUAACCCAAAUCUUCUCACUCAUGUCCUAGUUCUGAAUUUUGACACACCUACACUCAAUCGAUUUCCCAUAGCUAUUCUACUAUUCCUGGCAAAGUUACCUCAUUCCCAACAAUGUUCUUCCAAAAAAAGGAAAAACCCACCAAGGCGAUGGUGAUAAAGUUCUUCCUUUUCAUCAUAUCCCUUUCCCUUUCUUCUGUUGGCGUUCAUAGCCUGAAAGCCAACGCUUCUAGCCUACACAGCGUAGAAUUUAUGGAUCAUUUGAGCUUCAAUGCUGUUUCUGUUUCAUCCAAUUCCGGUUGUGGUCUUGCAUCUAAAAACCCACAAACCCAAUCAGAAAUCCCAACAGAAGGAGAAGAAAAGGAUGGAAUUUUUGAUACCCCAUCUGUGAAACUUCAACUGAAGCACCGGUCAGUUAGUCAAGAAAUGAAGCCCGAGGACUCAGUAACUGAGUCAACAAUCAGAGACCGAGUCAGAAUUCAGACACUUCAUACCAGAAUCAUUGAGAAAAAGAACCAAAACUCCUUGUCAAGGCUACAAGUGAAAGACUUGGGGAAAUCUGAAUCUGGGAAGCAAGAAUUCAAGCCGGUGAUUGCUCCGGCGGCUUCGCCGGAGCAUUCCCCAUCCGGGUAUUCUGCCGGCGGACAGCUGACGGCGACACUCGAGUCGGGGGUGAGUCUUGGAUCGGGAGAGUACUUCAUGGACGUGUUUGUGGGUACACCUCCUAGACAUUACUCUUUGAUACUUGAUACUGGUAGUGAUCUCAAUUGGAUUCAAUGUGUUCCAUGUUAUGACUGUUUUGAGCAAAAUGGACCUCAUUAUAAUCCCAAAGAGUCUAGCUCUUUUAGCAAUAUUAGUUGCCAUGAUCCCAAGUGCCACCUUGUUUCCUCCCCUGAUCCUCCUCAGCCUUGCAAGGCAGAGAACCAAACCUGCCCUUAUUACUAUUGGUAUGGAGAUAGUUCCAAUACCACCGGCGAUUUCGCCCUGGAAACCUUCACUGUUAACCUGACCACACCCGCCGGGAAGUCAGAUCUCCGGCGGGUGGAGAAUGUGAUGUUUGGAUGUGGACAUUGGAAUAGAGGUUUGUUUCAUGGGGCUGCUGGGCUGCUAGGGCUUGGAAGGGGUCCACUUUCAUUUUCAUCACAGUUGCAAUCUUUGUAUGGCCAUUCCUUUUCCUAUUGCCUUGUUGAUAGAAAUAGCAACUCAAGUGUUAGUAGCAAGUUGAUUUUUGGUGAGGACAAGGACUUGUUAAACCACCCUCAACUGAAUUUCACUUCAUUGGUAGGUGGGAAAGAAAAUCCAGCUGAUACAUUCUACUAUGUGCAAGUGAAAUCGGUGAUCGUGGGAGGAGAGGUGGUAAAAAUCCCUGAGGAGACGUGGAACUUGUCGCCGGAGGGGGCUGGGGGUACAAUCAUCGAUUCGGGUACUACGUUAAGUUAUUUUGCUGAUCCGGCUUACAAGGCCAUUAAAGAGGCGUUUUUGAACAAGGUGAAGGGUUAUCCAGUUGUGGAAGACUUUCCUAUACUGGAACCUUGUUACAAUGUUUCUGGAGUGGAGAAACCUGAGCUACCCUCUCUUGGAAUUGUGUUUGGGGAUGGAGGGGUGUGGAAUUUCCCGGUGGAGAACUAUUUUAUCAAGCUUGAACCGGAGGAAGUCGUUUGCUUGGCAAUACUGGGGACUCCUCGAUCUGCUCUGUCGAUAAUCGGGAACUAUCAGCAGCAGAAUUUCCACAUACUGUAUGACACAAAGAAAUCCAGGCUGGGUUUUGCACCAACAAGGUGUUCAGAUGUUUAACAUGUUCUCAAGAGUUUGGGUGCUUUAGACUUUAGGAGGGGAACUAAACUGUACACAUGAUGGGUUGAGGGUCAGAUUUUUCAUUUUUCCUUUGUCAAAAGAAGUUAGUAACAUACAAGGCAUAGGAAUCUUAUUAUUUCUUUCUUUUUUCUUCUUGGGAGGUUCAUGUGAUUAUAUAUUGAUUAACAGGGAAUCUGUUUGACAUAAAUAAAAUACAUGGUUUUACAUA
Molecule: messenger RNA, 2281 nt
Organism: Rhododendron vialii
Lineage: Eukaryota; Viridiplantae; Streptophyta; Magnoliopsida; Ericales; Ericaceae
Product: aspartyl protease family protein 2-like
Exons: 1
Coding region: 373-2052 (559 amino acids)
Biological process (GO): proteolysis
Molecular function (GO): aspartic-type endopeptidase activity
Source: RefSeq, a predicted model, not a curated record